AAUGAGGAACCCAAUCAAAAUGUCCCCCUUCGAAUAAAAAUACAGAAGCGUCCUCCCUCCCUAGACCCUAGUUGUUUCUGCCACUGUUUCACUCAGAAAUGGCGACGUUCACAUCGAUUCAGCGUGCGCGAACCACUAUGCUCUCUUCCUCCUUCAAGCUUCGAACACACCUUAUCUAUGGCAACCACUUCACCCAAACCCUAACUACAAAAUCUCUAACCACCUCUGCACUUCCACACGAGUAUCAAAGAUUCCCUUCCCAGCAAAACCAACACCAACCACCCUCUGAUCCCACGCUUUUUCAGGGUCAACAACAAUGGCAGCAACAACAUCAACAUCAAACUCAACCUCAACAUUUCAACCCACAGACCCAUAACUACCCCAACCCUCCUCCCCCUCCCAAUCAAUUUCCUCAUCACCAUAACCAUCAAUCUCGCCAACACAAUGUUCCUCCUCGUCCAUUUCCAGAAAAUGGCCGAAACCAUAAUCAGUGGAACCCCCAACCCACACCACCUCAAAAUCUCAAUUUUCAAACACCCACUUCUCAAAAUCCAAACUUUCGCAUACCCACUACCCCAAAUCGAUGGAACAAUCAAAACCUUGCUACCCCUAAUCAGUGGAACCCUAGGUCUCAGGGGUUCCCAAACCCUAACCAAUUCCAAAACCCUAAUAACCAGUUGAACAACAAUCAAACCUCUGUUCAAUCACAAGCGUCCCCUGCUCCUCCUCCACAACCUCCUUCGAUCACUGAUUUGACACGUUUGUGCCGAGAGGGGAAAGUUAAAGAGGCAAUUGAAUUGAUGGAUAAAGGGGUCAAAGCUGAUGCUGGUUGCUUUGCCCUUCUGUUUGACUCGUGUGGACAAUCUAAGUCCCUUGAGGAUGCUAAGAAGGCCCAUGACCACUUUCUACAAUCCACUUUCAGGAGUGAUCUCACACUGAACAACAAGGUGAUUGAAAUGUAUGGGAAUUGUAAAAGCAUGACUGAUGCACGUAGGGUGUUCGAUCAUAUGCCCAACAGGGAUAUGGACUCUUGGCACUUGAUGAUGCGCGGCUACGCAAAUAACACCAACGGAGAUGAGGCAUUGCAGUUGUUUGAGCAGAUGAAUGAGCUUGGUUUGGAGAUCACUUCGGAGACUUUGCUUGCUGUGUUGUCGGCUUGUGCCAGUGCAGAGGAUGUGGAGGAUGCUUUCCUACAUUUUGAGUCUAUGAAAAGCAAGUAUGGAAUUGAGCCUGUUGUGGGGCACUACAUGGGGCUUUUGGAUGUUCUUGGACAAUCUGCAUACCUCAAGGAAGCUGAGGAGUUUAUUGACCAGUUGCCAUUUGAGCCCACGGUAGCUGUAUGGGAGAAACUGAAGCAUUAUGCUCGCGCUCAUGGAGACUUUGAUCUUGAAGACUAUACUGAAGAGUUGAUUGUUAGUCUUGACCCAUCAAAAGCUGUUGCCAAUAAGAUCCCCAUGCCACCUCCGAAGAAGUAUACUGCAAUUAACAUGCUUGAUGGCAGGAACAGAAUUAUUGAGUAUAAGAAUCCUACACUUUACAAGGAUGAUGAAAAGUUGAAGGCCUUGAGUGGGAUGAAAGAAGCAGGGUAUGUUCCUGACACAAGAUAUGUUCUUCAUGACAUUGAUCAGGAAGCAAAGGAGCAAGCCUUGCUCUACCACAGUGAACGUCUAGCAAUUGCCUAUGGUCUUAUUAGUACUCCACCAAGAACACCUCUUAGAAUCAUCAAGAACCUUCGAGUCUGUGGUGACUGUCACAAUGCCAUCAAGAUCAUGUCCAGGAUUGUAGGGAGGGAAUUAAUUGUCAGAGAUAACAAAAGGUUUCAUCAUUUCAAGGAUGGAAAAUGCUCUUGUGGGGAUUACUGGUGAAAGAAUCAUUACUUGAAAUCCUACAGUAGCAUGGACAUAUCAUUUUCUACCCGGCGUCUCCUUAUACCGGGAAAACAAAUGUGCGUGGAAGCUUUAACACUACUAGGAUAGGAGAUGAAAUAUGUAGUAUGCACUGAUUUAGAAUGUAUUUGCUUCUUGUUCAGAGAUAUUCACUUAAUCUCUCUCUCUCUACUCAGGGCUAAUACCUGUGAUCCCAUUAAAAUUUGCUCUUAACAUGGUUUUUGUAUAUUGGUUUUUUGGUUCCAGCAACAUAACACUAGCUGUAUUGAUUGAUCCAUGAAAAUUUGUAGAACAAGUUAGAUUGUUUGAAGUUUGGUUUUGAAAAGAUGUUUACAAGGAUA
Molecule: messenger RNA, 2227 nt
Organism: Glycine soja
Lineage: Eukaryota; Viridiplantae; Streptophyta; Magnoliopsida; Fabales; Fabaceae
Product: pentatricopeptide repeat-containing protein At2g15690, mitochondrial-like
Exons: 1
Coding region: 99-1865 (588 amino acids)
Biological process (GO): RNA modification
Molecular function (GO): zinc ion binding; protein binding; RNA binding
Source: RefSeq, a predicted model, not a curated record